AUGUCGUUCUUCCCUGAAGUAUCUCUACUUGACAGAAGUGUUGAUGAUUGGCUAGAAUUGUUAUAUGAUGAUCGGCCGAUGUGUGCGAUUUCUCCGCCAUUCGUCUACGAUGUCGGAAUCACAUUUGCUCAUUUCAUCUCACUUCCUGUCUAUUUCACCGCAAUGUGGUGCUUGUUAGCUCAAAAAAGUCCGCAUUUCAAACAGUACCGAAAAUAUUUGAUGUUUCAUGCUAUUUGUAACCUUGCAUUUGAAUCUCAUAUGUCUAUUAUAAUGAAACCGGUUAUAUACCUUCCUUAUCCGGUUGUCCGUUUCUGUGGGGCUUGGAAAUUUCGAUUCGUUAAUGGAGGCUUAAUUCUUUUUGUAUUCAUCGGAAUCGUUGGUGCCACCGGCUUCUCGAUAUUCGAAAUGUACUUUUAUCGAUUUCAACUGCUUGCUCGCAGCAAUUUGUGUCAAUGGCUAUCGAAAAUCUCCAAUUAUUGUGUCAUUUCAAGAUAUUUAAUUAUUAUUAUUUUAUUCAUUUCUGCAAUUUGUUUGUGUUUCUGCGUCAACGGAGUCUUCCUACAAAAAGAUUUCAAAAAGAAUUUGAAACUAGUGGAAACCCACAAAGAGAUAUUAUGUACAUCUGCAAUGACACUUCCCUCACUUUCGGUUAACGGCAUCAAACCAAUUCAUGUCUUUAAUUUUUUUGCAUUGCUCGCUAUCUUAUUUGGAGCAGCUGUAUGUUUUUUAGCCGGUUUAUCGUCGUUGUUGGCAAUUCAAGAAAUGAUCUUCAAAACUAAAAUAUCGCCAAAAACAUUGGAGAUGCAUCGAAUGUUUCUAUACAGUUUAUUUGCUCAAGUGAUCGUUCAUGGAAUUAUGCUAGGAUUUCCAGUAUUCAUUUAUGUGAUUGUAUUGACAUUCUAUUCAGAAGCUAAUACCGUUGGAUAUUUUGCAAUAAUAAUUGCAAGCACGCAUGGAUGUAUUUCGACAAUCGUUUUGAUGAUAUUCACGAAACCUCUUCGAAUAAUGUUUCGCAGAUUCUUGCAAUUAUUGUUUGAAACAAAAAAUUUGCUGUCUGCAGCUUCGCAAUCGCAAGUCGUCGCUUUGCAAGACAAUUGA
This is a messenger RNA of Caenorhabditis bovis, 1098 nucleotides long. NCBI's taxonomy places the organism in Eukaryota, Metazoa, Nematoda, Chromadorea, Rhabditida, Rhabditidae. The record is from the annotation of a GenBank genome assembly.